Drosophila miranda is the source of this 4770-nucleotide messenger RNA. RefSeq names its product dual specificity tyrosine-phosphorylation-regulated kinase 2 (gene Dyrk2). The record is from RefSeq and is a predicted model, not a curated record. Gene Ontology annotation, molecular function: protein serine/threonine/tyrosine kinase activity; protein serine/threonine kinase activity; ATP binding. Gene Ontology annotation, cellular component: nucleus. The coding region runs from base 819 to 3029 and encodes 736 amino acids. Gene Ontology annotation, biological process: peptidyl-serine phosphorylation; peptidyl-threonine phosphorylation. Lineage: Eukaryota; Metazoa; Arthropoda; Insecta; Diptera; Drosophilidae. The transcript is spliced from 10 exons.
AGCAGCGUUGGAGCCCGCGAAUUCGCCGAAAUUUUUUCACGCAGAGCGGUUGUGUAGCGGACGCCGUGCUCGUUUCGAUUCGAUACAAAUUCAAAUUAUCCAAGUUCGAGACAAAACUCAGUUUUUGUUUUCCGCGUGCUUGGCGUUUUGUUGAAUAUUCGGGACGAGACGACGACGGGUGGUUAUGUUAUCCAAAGAGUCGGAAUAGUCGGAUAUAGAAAUCGAAUCCAAUCCACGCUCAAAAUCGAAAGUGAAAUUCGUGGAACGGUGAACCAAACACAACGCGACGACGUGCAAGGUGAUUUUUUGAAUGGAGAAGUAAAGCAAAAGAGAAACAAAUCCAAUCACAAAUAAAUCUAAUAAUUAAAGGCAAUUAAUAAUUAGUAUUAUUCCGAUACUAAAGUGUUUAACAGUUUAACAACAACAACCCUAGAGAAUUAAUCAUAAUCAAGAAUCCAGGUGAUUCGGUGUGCAAUAUAAUUUAGAGAGUCGGAAAACAUUCAAUAUUUUUGAAUAAAGAGAUCUUUAUGUUUGUCAGCAGAACAAAUCGAAGAAACUGGAGCUCCUAAACAUCACGGAAUUCUAGACGUCCCCAGAGUUGCGCAAACAUUUCUGUUUUGGAAAAGUUGGCCCCAACAACCAAAACAAAUGCAAAUGUGCGCCCCAGAGACGUGCCACCCCGAAAGUUAUCAAUCGUAAAACGUUGGAGGAGUGGAGAAGAGUGGAGAGUGGCGAGAACUCAACCGGUUAAGCGGACAAAUCUUCUUGGAUAAAUAUCUUCUUCUGGAUAGAAUCGACAAUACACAAAAACCGCCAAAAUGUUGGAUCGAUGCGAAAUGCCGAUCCAGCUGGACAAUGAGAAGCUGCGACGAGAUGUGCGGCUCUCCAGCUCCCGCCUGGACCUGCCUCAGCUCUGCAAUGGGUCGCGGCGCGGCCUGGAUGGCCACAACAACCAUGUGGCAGUGAAUGAGGCCGUCAGCACAACGACGUCCCUCAAUGGCAACAGCAACAGCAGCCACAACAACAACAACAACAACAACAACAAAAACAACAACAUUGGCUCCCCCGUCUCCUCGUCGACCACCAACAGCAGCAGCAACGGUGGCAACGAGCGCGGCUCCUCCACCAAGUCCAACAGCAGCAGCGGCAGCGGCAGCUCCGGCAACUCGGCCAGCAGCACAGGCAGCGGCGAGCUUAAGUGCAACACGCCCAUGACGCCAUCUGAGCUGGUGAAGAAGUUCCGCAACUACCUGACCGAUCUGGAGUUCGAGGAGCUCAAGGUGUACAAGGAGGUCUGGUACUUUGGCCAGCACGCCAGCAAGAACUACAACAAGCCCGCCCCCACAGCCAACACCACGAAUCUGGGCUAUGACGAUGAUAAUGGCAACUACAAGAUCAUCGAACACGAUCACAUAGCCUUCCGUUACGAGAUUCUGGAGGUGAUUGGCAAGGGCAGCUUCGGGCAGGUGAUCAGGGCCCUAGACCACAAGACCAACACACACGUGGCCAUCAAGAUCAUAAGGAACAAGAAGCGCUUCCUCAACCAGGCCGUCGUCGAGCUGAACAUCCUCGACGAGCUGCGCGAAAAGGACGCGGAUGGAUCUCACAAUGUCAUCCACAUGCUGGACUACACAUAUUUCCGCAAACAUUUGUGCAUUACCUUCGAGCUGAUGAGCUUGAACCUGUACGAGCUGAUCAAGAAGAACAACUACAAUGGAUUCAGCAUGAGUCUGAUCCGACGCUUCUGCAACUCGAUUGUAAAGUGCCUGCGACUGCUCUACAAGGAAAACAUCAUUCACUGUGAUCUCAAGCCGGAAAACAUCUUGCUCAAACAGCGCGGCAGCAGCUCCAUCAAAGUGAUCGACUUCGGCAGCUCCUGCUAUGUGGAUCGCAAGAUCUAUACCUACAUCCAGUCGAGGUUCUAUCGCUCCCCGGAGGUGAUUCUGGGCCUGCAAUAUGGCACGGCCAUCGACAUGUGGAGCCUGGGCUGCAUACUGGCCGAGCUGUACACGGGAUUCCCGCUCUUCCCCGGCGAGAACGAGGUGGAGCAGCUGGCCUGCAUCAUGGAGGUGCUGGGGCUGCCGCCGAAGGUGCUCAUUUCGGUGGCCAGGCGUCGGCGUCUGUUCUUCGAUUCGAGGGAUGCGCCGCGCUGCAUCACAAACACCAAGGGGCGGAAGAGGGCCCCGGGUAGCAAGUCACUGGCCCAGAUCUUGCACUGCCAGGAUCGGUACUUCAUUGACUUCCUGCAGCGCUGCCUGGAGUGGGAUCCCGCGGAGCGGAUGACGCCCGACGAGGCGGCCCACCACGAAUUCCUACAGCCCUCCACCUCCAGUCGCCAUCGCAGCUGCCGCAUGUCGAGCAGCUCCUCCAGCUCGGGCCUGAACAGCGUCUCCCAGAAGUCCUCCUGCUACAACUUCGCAGAGAUCUCGCCGGGCAGCGGAGGGCCCGUGGUCGCCUCCAUCACCAGCACCACUGCAGUAAGCAAUGCGGCCAUCACCACCACCAAGUCUAGACAGCCGCAGCAACAGCAGCAGCAGCAGAGUCACAGCCACAGCAACCACAUCAACCACACGAGCCAUAGUCACGCCCAGUCGAAUGGACACCUGCCCGACAUCAAGCUGAGCGCCGGCGAUAAGUACAAUAGCAUGCAGAAGGUGGCGGUGCGCUCCAAGAUCACCUCGAGCGUCUCCGACCUGGAGUCCGUGCAGCAGUACUCGCUGCACCGCAUAUACGGGGGCGUGGGCACCGGAAGCACCCACCACGUCUCCUCGGCGGCCACCAGGAAGCAUCUGAACGGGGUCAGCAACGUGGGCGCGUCUUCCAAAUACGGCAGCUCGACGCUGGCGCACAACCAUCACAAUGUGAACCACCACAACGCGUCGACGGCCACGCUUGCCACGGCCACCCACCAUCACCACCACCACCCAGCAGUCGGCCAGCCGGCGAGCAAUGGUGCGGCCAGUGGCGCCAUGUCGCACUCUCAGUCCACUGGCGAUGUCUCCGACAGAGCCAUCUUUGGGAGGGCUUGACUCCGAGCCCGCCCCACCAAACUGGAGCUCAAAAAGUGCAAGCUGGUCAACAUGAUGGACUUCUGGAGCUAGAAGUGGCGUCCACAGCAGUGCGCUACCGUCAAGGAGCGCGAGGAGGAUCAGUAGCAGUAGCAGGAGCAGGAGUAGGAAAGGGACUCUGAUUCAGCCAGUCCCUGCCUAGUUAUAGUAUCUGUCAUAUAAGCUACAUAGGAAGAUAUAAUUGUGCGUAUUGUAUUUGUCUGUGAGCGCAAUGCUGUUGUACUCCCACUUGCUCCCAAACACCAUCCACCCCCACUCGAAAUAUGUAUGUAGGUCCAUCUAGGAUAGUCAGUCCCCUUGCGGUUCUGGUUCUUGCAGCACUUUGCAGUAUUCUCUAAGUUUCCCCAAACUAUCUUAUUUUGCUACUGCCAUAGCCAAAUGUAUUCCCAAUUGUAUUCUCCAAACCACCCCCCGAAAGUAUUCUCUUCCCUCCAUUUUUGAACAGACCCGUGGCAAGGUGUUGCACGGUGGCGUCUACACGAAAAGUGUACUCUUCAACAUGAACAAAAGAAACCGUCAGAUAAAACGAAAUCAGAAGCCAGCUCAAAGGAACAACAUACUCUAGAUAUAGUGUAUAAGAUAUGGCAUAUACUAAACAUAGAUGUAGACAACAUUUGUAACGCCUCACCCAACGCAUCUCCAACUCCCCAACUCCCCCACCCUCACACACAGAUAUACAUACUCGUAUUUUUAGGGUCACGUGUGUACACGUGCGACUCAAAUCUGUAACAAUUUCAUACAGCUUCCAUGUCUUUUGCAACAGUAUCAAGGCUGUUAUUAGUUACAUAUGCAAAACAGAAAUGAAAUGUAUCUAUAUAUCUUUAACUAUAAUUGUAACUGUUACUGUAACUGUAUUCGUAAGUUAAGAGCACGGGUCGGGGGUGCGUUCAAUGGCCAACCCACACAUCACAGCAAGCUAGCCCCCCAUCAGCGUGAAGUUGCAUGAUCGAUUUGCAUGAGAAUGAAUGAAGUAAUACCCACACAGAACGAGUAUGAGGUCCCACGCCCCUCUGCCCCCAUCCGCACGGUAUACAUGUCAUAAUUUAACGAAAACACAUAUUUAAUAAACAUUAGAUUUACCAUAACUCUAGGCUCUAUAAUCAUUUGUGCAGAUAAGCCAACAAAAACGGCCAAUACCACAAUAAUUAGAAAACUCAAGAUGAGAACAGAACAGAACAGAACAGAACAGAAUAGCCGUACAAUAAUUAUAGAGCGCCGGCCACAUCUAUGUAAACCGUAUUAGUGGAAGCAAAUCAAGCAAAUAAAUACAAUUUUAUUCAAAUUACAGUUUGUUCAUUUUAAAAUAGACAGACACUAAACAAAGAAAACAAAACCACUCGAGCUGGGUAAAAGCGUGUGUUUACCGAGUCUAGACUGUCGUUAGAACGAUGUUUGUAGCAUAACCCGUAAUACCGUAAUACCGUAAGUUUAGAUAACACUGUAAACAAAUUGCAACUUUUGCUCAUGACUUUUGGAUAUAUCGCAUUGCACUAGACUAGACUACAAUAUCUAAUAUUUACAAUAUGAAUAGUAUGUACUCGACUCGUAUAGUAUGUAUACCAUACCCACAGCUGCGAUCCUUGGAGCUUGUUUCGUAUUAUUUAUAAAUUUGUUCUCUGCCACUCGUCGUAACUCGUACAUAUGUAUGUAUGUAUAUCCAAUACUUUCUUCAAUGUAUGUUUUAUUAUGGAUUUUGACAAAA